AUGAACUCAGCUCAAGCUCGAGCUCACCAUGAAGCGAAUCAAUCGGCCAGCAGCACCUUCGAUGUCGUCACAGAAUGGUCUUCCACUGAAGCUGGCAUGAUCUUCAAUGCGUAUUUAGUAGUGUUCCCCAAUCCGAAGAGUUUAUCGGAGUGUGAGAUUAUGGUAAGCUUGAGGUGGGGAUGA
Messenger RNA from Parastagonospora nodorum SN15, 183 nucleotides. RefSeq lists its product as hypothetical. The coding region runs from base 1 to 183 and encodes 60 amino acids. NCBI's taxonomy places the organism in Eukaryota, Fungi, Ascomycota, Dothideomycetes, Pleosporales, Phaeosphaeriaceae. The record is from RefSeq and is a predicted model, not a curated record. The transcript has 2 exons.